Molecule: messenger RNA, 2608 nt
Organism: Jaculus jaculus (lesser Egyptian jerboa)
Lineage: Eukaryota; Metazoa; Chordata; Mammalia; Rodentia; Dipodidae
Gene: Slc6a16
Product: solute carrier family 6 member 16
Exons: 11
Coding region: 1-2235 (744 amino acids)
Biological process (GO): sodium ion transmembrane transport
Cellular component (GO): membrane
Source: RefSeq, a predicted model, not a curated record
AUGGCGUCCCUUGAGUUUUCGGAGGUAGCAGAGGAAGAGUCUUCCAGGACGUCCAGGGACAUCAACAUCCAAGCGACUCCGGUCACCAAGCUCCCGAAUUAUUUUCGGGCCAAAAAGACACAGAACAUCCUGAUCCUGGGUUCCUUAUCCGCUGGGCUAGGCAGCACGUGGCGGUUCCCGUACCUGUGCCACCAGAACGGCGGCGGCAGCUUCCUCCUGCUCUACGUCAUCAUGCUCCUCCUGCUGGGGAUCCCCCUCUUACACAUGCAGCUCGCCAUCGGCCAGUGGCUGCGUGUGGAAAACCUCCAGGUCUGGAAGAAGCUCGUCCCCUUCCUGGGUGGCGUGGGCUACGCUAGCAUACUGGCAAGCUUCCUGGUGAGCUUGUACAACAGCGCCCUCAUCUCCUGGAACCUCUUCUACCUGGGCUGCUCCUUCAGCCACCCUCUCCCCUGGAGCCACUGCCCAGGCCUAGAGGACAACCACACUGCCAGCGGCUUACCUUGCCUCCGGACUGUGCCUCCUCAGUAUUUCUGGUACCACACCAUGCUGGGGAUCUCGACCCGAAUGGAGGAGGGGGUGGAAGUCCUGGUCCUGAAGCUUAGCCUGUGCCUCUUGGUAACCUGGACCUUACUCUGCUUCGCCAUGGUGGCAAGGAUCAAGUUUUCAAUACUGAUGCUGAUUUCCUCCAUGUUCCUGUCCACCAUCUUCCUCCUCUGCUUCUUCAUCCGAGGUCUCUUCCUAGAAGGUGCAGUGGCCAGCCUCAGACGUCUGGUGAUCACUGAGCUAUCUACCUUAGCAUCGCUCGAUAUGUGGUGCCAAGCAGGAAGCCAUGUGCUCUAUUCCCUAGGCCUAGGCCUGGGCACCAUCAUCACCUUCUCCUCGUACCAGGCUAAAGAUGACAACUACUUCACAGUGGCCUCCUUUGUGGCCCUGCUCAACCUGGUGACUUCAAUACUGGCCACAUCCACCAUCUUUUUAGUUCUGGGGUACUGGGCUACCACCAGUGGCAGACCCUGUGUUCAGAAGAGUGUGUCCAGUCUGAUGAUGCUGAUAUCCAGGGGGCUGCUGCCCCAGGAAGCCAAGCCUCCAAAGAAGAUUGUGUUUGGGCCCCCACAGUUCUACCUGGACUGGAUCAGCAACCUCCCCUUGUACCUCCAGGACACUGUCAUCCGCCUCUCCCCACCUUGCAACAUCUUGGUGCAGGAGGGAAAGUUCAUGGAAAGUCCUGGUCUGGCAUAUGUGGCCUACUCUCAAGCCAUCUUACUGUUACCUGGUUCCUCUUUCUGGGCCAUCAUCUUCUUCAUGGCACUGGUCAUCAUGGGGCUCAGCACAAUGAUGAUCCUCUUGGAAGGCAUUGUCCUUCCACUACAGACCUCUAUCACCUCCUUCAAGAAGUAUCCCAGCAUGCUCCCAGUGAUCACCUGCCUGGUAGGAUUCAUGGGCAGCCUCAUCUUCACCAGCAGCUCUGGCAGCUAUGUGCUGUUUUUAUUCGAUGAUCGACUCGUCCCUAUGAUCCUCAGCAUCAUUGUGGCCUUCCAGAAUUUAGCGUUGGCCUGGAUCUAUGGAGCCAGGAGGGUCAGAGAAGAAAUAUUUAACCAGCUGGACUGCCGGCUGUGGACGCCCCUUGUCUUCCUGUGGAGUUACUUGACCCUGCCUAUUCUGCUCUUCCUGCUCAGCGUCUGUUUAAUGUAUCUCUAUGUCGAGGCCGUCCCCUACUACACCUCGUGGAACAGCACUGUGAGCCAGGAAGUGAAGCAGCCCUACUUGAAGACCAUGCUGGGCUGGGUCACCUUCCUCAGCAUCCUCACGCUGCUCCCCGUCCUCAUCUACCCACUCCAGCACUGGUGGUACUCAGAGGACCCCGUCUCCCCUGACAUCUUGAACAAGCCACUGGUCUCCAGGAAGACGCCGAUGAGGUUUUCCAACUGGUCUAUGAACCCCCUGAAGAGACACACCAACAAAAGCCAGACAGAAGGCUCAUCCUCAGAGGUCAGUCUAACUUUGAUCAAAAGCUCACGGGUGGCUCCCACAGCCUUGGAGCCAGCCAACAUCCGGCUCCCAGUGAGGGACGAGCGCUCCUCCUUCUUCAGCCUGACUCAUCUUGCUUCCUUACUCACCAUGAGUAACAGCAGUUUCCGGCCCUCCAGGCAGGCGAACGAGUCCUCCACAGAAGCAAAAGUUAUUAAACCCGAGGGGGCACAAAAGGAAAACACACGCCCCAAUUCUGCGCAGUAGCAGGCCUCGGCCCUGCUAAUCUAGUGGCAGAGAGAGGAAAGGAAGGGCGUGGCAUGCAGACACUUGGUCUGGCCACUUCAACAGCCCUCACGUGGCUCUGAAUGGACAAGGACAGCUCAGGAGCCCCACUUCUGGUAGGCACCCAUCUUGCUAAGCAGAAUACCCCCAGCAGACCGGAAGCCACUCUGAGGACAGGUCCAGGGCCUGCUCUUGCUCUCUGGGAUGGGGGUGCAACUUUGAAUGAAGCACUCUCCAGCCCUGCCCCACAGCCCAGGAGUCAGUGGUAUGGCAACUUCCCCAGGGCUGGCUUAGAAUGGUAUCAUGGCAGCAAUGCAUCAGGGUCAAUAAAUUAUCUCAUGGAUUGUGUGCACCA